AUGUCGACUACAAGGACUAUAGAGGGUCUGCCAGGUCAUUUACAGCCUACUAAUGACGAGAAAAUAAAUAAAUUACGCUUUAUGCACCUGACUGAAUACGCCAAAACCCAGAAGAGAACUGGUUGGCUGAGAAGUGGUGUCAGUAGUGCAGAGAGUAUUAGCGAUCAUAUGUGGAGAAUGUCAGUAAUGAGUUUAGUGUGCGCAGAUGAUAAUAUUGAUCAUGUCAAAGCUUCCCAAAUGGCUUUUAUACAUGAUAUAGCUGAAUGCAUUGUCGGUGAUAUAGCCCCCUCUGAUAACAUACCUAAAUCAGUGAAGGCUGAACUUGAAAGGAAUGCUAUGAAUGAUCUGGUUACCAAAUAUUUGCAUAGUAGUAAGCAAGGAAAAUACAUCAUGGAGAUAUGGGAGGAGUAUGAGCAACAAUCCUCACCUGAGGCUAUCUUUGUUAAAGAUCUAGACAGGCUGGAGAUGUGUUUGCAAGCAUGCGAGUACGAAAGAAUACAGAAUGGCAUUGAUCUAAGCGGCUUUUAUACAUCACUGGAUAGCAUUAAAACUGAACAAGUUAGGGCUUACGGGAAAUUACUACUUGAAGAACGGAAUUCUUUCGUUGGAAAUACAUAA
Molecule: messenger RNA, 618 nt
Organism: Wallemia mellicola CBS 633.66
Lineage: Eukaryota; Fungi; Basidiomycota; Wallemiomycetes; Wallemiales; Wallemiaceae
Exons: 5
Coding region: 1-618 (205 amino acids)
Cellular component (GO): cytoplasm
Molecular function (GO): 5'-deoxynucleotidase activity
Source: RefSeq, a predicted model, not a curated record